Patella vulgata (common limpet) is the source of this 2323-nucleotide messenger RNA. RefSeq names its product T-box transcription factor T homolog 1. The coding region runs from base 368 to 1684 and encodes 438 amino acids. NCBI's taxonomy places the organism in Eukaryota, Metazoa, Mollusca, Gastropoda, Patellidae. The transcript has 8 exons. Gene Ontology annotation, molecular function: RNA polymerase II cis-regulatory region sequence-specific DNA binding; DNA-binding transcription factor activity, RNA polymerase II-specific. Gene Ontology annotation, biological process: heart morphogenesis; positive regulation of DNA-templated transcription; regulation of transcription by RNA polymerase II. The record is from RefSeq and is a predicted model, not a curated record. Gene Ontology annotation, cellular component: nucleus.
UUAACUGUACUAUACGCUAAGAGUUCCUGCAUGUUUAUAUCUUGGACAAUUUGAUGAUUUGAUGAUAUUACUUUAGAUGAUAUCUAUUGUUCAGGUAGAGAUUGUCUCAAUUACGCCUCUCGACCAAUCACAGAACGCGCACCUGUAAUAGGCCACGCCUACCAAGCUAUAUCGGCUUCUGAUUGGUUGACACAGUAGUGAUAAGUGACAGACAAGAGAAGACGUCCCAUGAUUCGAGGGUACUUGAAUUACAAGUUUGUAAACAAAUGUAACCUCGGCAGUGUGAUAUAUAGUAGCGAACGGAUCAUAACGCUCUCUUACAAUCUUCACGCUGGAGAAGACGACGUUCUUGGAUAAUACCUUUCCCAUGUUAGAUUCAUCAGCCACGUGUGAUUUAGGCGAGCGUAGUGCUGGCAGUCCGAUAGAUAUGAAAUCCAAUCAAGUAGAUAUUAAUCAUCUGUUGACCGCUGUGGAUACUGAGAUGACAAUGGGGAGUGAAAAGGGUGACCCCACUGAACGACAACUCUCAGUGAAAUUAGAAGACAGAUCAUUAUGGGAGAAAUUUAAGGAAUUUACGAAUGAGAUGAUAGUUACAAAAAAUGGCAGGCGUAUGUUUCCUGUAUUCCGUGUCUCAGUGUCCGGUGUAGACCCGAAUGCCAUGUACACGUUGCUAUUGGAUUUUGUUCAAGUGGAUAACCAUAGGUGGAAAUAUGUAAAUGGAGACUGGGUACCCGGGGGUAAAGCGGAACCUGCUGCCCCAAAUUGUGUUUACAUACAUCCAGAUUCUCCUAAUUUCGGAGCCCACUGGAUGAAAGAACCCUUGUCUUUUAGUAAAGUUAAACUCACCAAUAAAUUAAAUGGAGGCGGACAGAUUAUGUUAAAUUCCCUUCACAAAUAUGAACCUCGAAUUCAUAUAGUCCGGGUAAAUUCUCGUACUCAGAAGAAGAGUAUUAUGACGUUCAGCUUCCCAGAGACACAAUUUAUAGCCGUCACAGCAUAUCAAAACGAAGAGAUCACAUCCUUAAAAAUCAAACACAACCCCUUUGCCAAAGCCUUUUUAGAUGCCAAAGAAAGACCCGAUCAACGAGAAUUUAUAGACGAUCCAUUAAUGAGUGACCAAAGAACCUUUUCACAUUUAACGGGUACGUGGUAUUUACCACCCGGAAGUCAUGCUCUAGUCCCCCCUCCAGCUCACCAAUUCACCAACCCACUGGGUUUGUCGAAUCCACAUGGUUGUGAUAGAUUAUCAUUGAGGAACCCCCGACCAUCACCAUACUCUCAUCCUUAUCAACGACGAUCACCGCCUGGUAAUUUCUCAAGGGAUAUGGGCUCCAACCUACCGAUGUUAAACCUCACAGAAAACUGGGCACAUAUGUCAGCCAGCAGUCAUGGCAUGUUACCUAGCAACUCAGGUGGCGGUCAAGGCAACUAUGGAAUGUGGAUGAGCGGUGCUGUUGGAAAUUUAUCACCCAAUCAGAAUUGUGCAAUGCCUUAUCUCCGAACGACAGCUCCAUACUCAUUCCCAUCAUCGACAACCACAGUAACUAGCAUACCACCUGUGCCAUCAGCCUCUAGUGUCGUCUCUCAAUCUUCAUACGAACAUCCGUGUGAUAUCUCUACGUAUGUCACUGCUCGAGAUGGCGCUCGUACGAACUGGAGUCCGUUAACCCCUCCGCCAUUAUGAGUAGAACACGUCGCCUAGGGUGACAAUCCAUUUCUUGACUGUGAUAUUGAAACUGCAGGGCGCUAUGCAUCAGUGCUUCCUUUGAUAAACUAAAUGGUUUCUAAUGAGCCUAUCAUGGUUGUUAAUGUCACCAUUUAACCCCUCAGCACGAUCGGUUUUAUUCUUUUACCAAAACAUAUCAACGACAGCCAUUUUCAGCUCAUUCUUCAUUUAUUUAAUAAAGAUGGCAGCCGGAAUGACACGAGAAAUUAUAGUGUUGACAUGAUGUAUGCUGGUUGUCUCCGGUUUGAGGGGCGCUGAUUGAAAAUGUCUGUUACCCGAAAACACGCAAUCAUCAAGAAUGUGACGUUAUGUCGUGGACGAGACAAGUCGAGACGUUAUGAAACCAAAAAGUAUCAUAUGAUAUUACUACUCCGUGACGAGGUCAUUGAGGACAUAUAUGAAAGACGAUCACAAAAAAAGGAACAUUCCACACAAAGAAAUAGAUCUAGAAGAGUGGGCGGCACAAUGUUUGCGAAGUAUGGACGAGGAACGUUUUCAAAUGUUUGACUGCUCAGUGGGAUCCAGUUAUGGCCAUUAUUGUAUAAAACCAAAAUCUAGAGCAAUAAUAAAUUAUUUCUUGAUAAUCGAAUCAAUAUA